Messenger RNA from Lotus japonicus, 1179 nucleotides. RefSeq lists its product as uncharacterized. The coding region runs from base 1 to 1179 and encodes 392 amino acids. Lineage: Eukaryota; Viridiplantae; Streptophyta; Magnoliopsida; Fabales; Fabaceae. Gene Ontology annotation, molecular function: catalytic activity. The transcript has 2 exons. The record is from RefSeq and is a predicted model, not a curated record.
AUGAAGAUAAUUUCUUUUAAUGUGAGGGGGUUGGGAAGUAGUGGUAAGAUAAGAGUUAUUAGAGAAAUGCUUGCAAGGGAAAAAGUUGAUAUGGUUUGUCUGCAAGAGACUAAACUAGUUGUUGUUGAUCAAAGGCUUUGCUCUCAAGUUUGGGGUGACUAUAGCUGUGAGUGGAGGGCAAUUGCAGCAACAAAUGGAGGAGGAGGACUGUUAUGUGUGUGGAAUGCUAUGGCUUUCAAUUUAGUUCAAUGCGUUGAAGGGUCAAGAGAUUUCAAUGCAGUUCGGUAUGCAGAGGAGCGUGUGGGUGUGAUGUCAGGCUUUGUGACUUAUGCCAGGGAGAUGGAGGAGUUCAAUAGGUUCAUCUUAGAUAUGGAGGUGAUGGACAUUCCUUUGCAGGGUAGAAGAUUCACGUGGUUCAGGCCUAACGGUCAAGCGAGAAGCCGUCUUGAUAGGUUUUUGGUUUCAAAUACAUGGUUGGAGUGGUGGCCUAAUUGUUCGCAGUUGGUGAUGGAUCGUGAUAUUUCAGAUCAUUGUCCAAUCCUUUUGAGGCGGGUCUUUCAGGAUUGGGGCCCAAAAUCAUUCCGGGUCUUGAAUUACUGGUUGGAAGAUGCUAGACUACCCGUGUUUGUGGAAAACGUGUGGUCUAAUUUACAGGUUCAUGGGUGGUCGUCUGGGUUAGUUUUGAAGGAAAAAUUGAAGAGGUUGAGGCUUGCAUUGAAACAAUGGAAUUUCGAGGUGUUUGGGGAUUUGAGAACUAAGAGGCAUGAGGUUGUGUGUAAAAUCAGCGAGCUAGAUAAAAAGGAGGAAGAGGUGGGCUUGAGCACGGUAGAACUUGGUGCUAGACAACAGUUGAUCUCUGAUUUUUGGGGUGUGUUGAAGCAUCAUGAGUCUCUUCUUUGUCAAAAAGCUCGUUCUAAAUGGGUUAAGGAAGGGGACCGAAAUUCUAAAUUCUUUCACUCUUCUAUUAAAUGGAGACGGAAGACUAACUCUAUUGUGGGUAUUAUGGUAGAUGGGAGUUGGGAAGAGGAUCCAGCAAGGGUGAAGGUGGAAGCUAAGCGGUUCUUUGAAGCUAAAUUUUCGAGUACACAAAGAGCUUGCCCAACACUGGAUGGUGUGCCAUUUAGAGUGCUGAAUUCAGUUGAUAAUGCCUUGUUGACAGCGGUCUUUGAGAAAGCAUAG